GUGCGGGGAAGAGCGAUUGCGCCUGUGCGACUUGUUUUUGCGCGCUUCACGUAGUGACGUAUGCGUCUCUCCUGCGCCGGGCUUACGGGGAGCCGGGAGGCUGUAGAAAACCAUUGUCUCCCGCAGGGCCCAGAAAUAAAUGAAUUUCCUGGACCAAAUUGCCGCCUAGAGACUUGGUUUUCUUAUCUGUCAAAUGCAGACCUCUAGGGUGCUUGCCUCUUUGGGUUGUUUUGAGCGCCCACGUUUUGUCAGCUGCUGUUGUGUUCUGUGUAGGCACCUGGAGCUUGGACCCCUCAGUUAAGCCGUUUGUGAAAUGGAUUGAGAGGGGCUGGAUCACCUAGCCACCAAAGCCUUUUCUUGGCUCUGUUAACAUUACUCAGAUCCUAAGUUUUUAUUUGCUUUAUCUUCAUUUGUUAUUUGUUGUAUAUAAUCAUGACACGGUGUCCUGAAGCCAUCGAAGGCUGUGUGAUGGUGGAAAGUCUGGGACAAAUUUAAGAAGAGAGAGGUGAGCUGGAGAUGAGCGGGGUGGGCACACAGGCUACACAGGAAAUGUCACCUCUUUAGAGAUUUGUGAAGCCAUGGUUGGGGUUGAGAGGCUCACCAGCCAUAGUUAAAAUUCUGUCAUUAUCCGUCCCUAACACCUCUUCCUUUCCUAAUUCUCCUAAUUCACUCUUCGCUGAGGUUAGCUGCCCGCAAGCAGUGUUUCGUUGUUGAUGGCAUCUAGAGAAAUGCUGAGGUUCCUGCUCCCCGUUGCCUCAGACAUACAGAAUGGUAGUGCAGACAGGUCCUUUUUGGGUUAUCAGUUUCUUGCUGAAAGAUGCAAAAAGAAAUGAGCCCGAGAAGAUGACUGGCUCAGAUCAUGCAGCUUGUUAGUGACAGAAUCACAAUUGAAAGUCAGGUCUGCAGAUUCCUGGGCCACAGCCCAUUUUGUCAUUUUGUUAGGUCAGAGUUAGCUUUUUAUUAAAAGAUCGUUUUGAAAAUUGUAAGCAGCUUAGAACAAACUUUAAAAAAAAAAUAAAUCUUGCCUUAAACACUCCCAUCUCUUUUUUGAGAGGUUUCUUUGAUUAUCCGAUCUCAUAGGAUUAAUGGUGUCAGCAGAUGAGAGUCAGAUAGGACUCAGUGACUAAGCAACAACAGUAAGAACCUCAGUUUGACAACUCCCUAGUGUAUCAUUUUAGUUUACUGUUCUGUGUUAAGCAUCCUCUCAUGUUUUUAAUUUUUCUGUGUCACAAAACCUAAAUUGGUAAUAAAUCUUCCCAACCCAGGGAUCGAACCCAGGUCUCCAGCAUUCUUUACGGACUGAGCCACCAGGGAAACCCAGGAAUAAAUCAGUAAGAAGCAAAUGUUUACAGUCACUCAGUGAAAAGUAUAAGGUCUAAUGUCAACAUAAAUGGGAGCCACACAUGAGCAGGUAACUCUCCCUCCUCCACUAAGUGAAAAAUGAACAAAUCCCAGGAGCAAGUGUCAUUCAAAGAUGUUUGUGUGGACUUCACCCAGGAAGAGUGGUACCUGCUGGGUCCUGCUCAGAAAAUAUUAUACAGAGACGUGAUCCUAGAAAAUUACAGCCACCUUGUCUCAGUAGGGAAUUGCACUACUAAGCCUGAAGUGGUCUUCAAGAUUGAGCAAGGAGAAGAGCCUUGGAUACUAGAGGAAAGAUUCCCAAAACAGUGCCGCUCAGAAGACUGGAAAGUUGAUGACCUAAUAGAGAGCACCCAGGAAAAUCAAGAUGAACAUUUUUGGCAACUUGCUUUCACCAGCAACAAAAUAUUAAGUACAGAUAGUGGUGACAGAGUAAGGAAAACUUUAAAUCUAGGUACAGACUCCAUUCCUUCAAGCAAUUUUCUAUAUAAAAUAUGUGACUCAUGUGAAUUGAGUUUGAAAAAUAUUUCAGGCUUAAUUAUUAACAGAAACAACUAUUCUAGAAAGAAGCCUGAUGAGUUUAAUAUAUAUGAGAAAUUGCUCCUUGAUAUUGGGCAUGACAAAACUCCUCCUGGAGGGAAAUCUUAUAAAUAUAAUCAACAAAAGAAUGUCCUCAAUCAUGGACAGGAUCUCACUCAGUCCAUUUUUGACCAGCCUUUUGAGUAUAAUGAAAAUGGAAGAGGCAACCAUGGAGAGGCAGCCUUUUUCACAAAUAAGAAAGUUCAGAUAGGAGAGACACAUUGUAAAUAUAAUGAAUGUGGAAGAACAUUCAUCCAGAGUUUGAAGCUCAAUUUAUCUCAGAGAACUCAUUUUGAAAUGGAACCGUGUGAAUGCAGCAUUUGUGGUAAGUCCUUCUAUGUGGACUUAAGACUGGGACAUCAGAGAGCUCUUACGGGAGACAAUCCUUAUGAAUAUAAUGAAUAUGGGCAAAUUUUCUGUGACAAUUCAACUUUCGUUAUCCAUCAGGGAACUUACACAAGAAAGAUUCCCCAUGAAUAUAAAGUCUCUCACAAAACAUGGGAAAAGUCAGCUCUCUUUAAACAUCAGAUAGUAAACAUGGGAGAAAAACCUUAUGAGCACAAUGAAAACGGAAAUACUUCGAACAAGAAGUCACAUCUCACCCAACUUCGAAGAGCUCACUCAGGAGAAAAAACCUUUGAGUGUGGUGAAUGUGGGAAAACAUUCUGGGAGAAGUCAAACCUCACUCAGCAUCAGAGAACGCACACAGGAGAGAAACCCUAUGAAUGUACUGAAUGUGGGAAAUCCUUUUGUCAGAAACCACAUCUUACCAACCAUCAGCGAACACAUACAGGAGAAAAACCCUAUGAGUGUAAGCAGUGUGGGAAGACAUUCUGUGUGAAGUCAAACCUCACCGAACAUCAGAGAACACACACAGGGGAGAAACCCUAUGAAUGUAAUGCAUGUGGAAAAUCCUUCUGCCACAGGUCAGCCCUAACUGUUCAUCAGAGAACACACACAGGAGAGAAACCCUUUAUAUGUAACGAAUGUGGAAAAUCCUUCUGUGUGAAAUCAAACCUCAUUGUACAUCAAAGAACUCACACAGGAGAGAAACCAUACAAAUGUAAUGAAUGUGGGAAAACGUUCUGUGAGAAAUCAGCUCUCACUAAACAUCAGAGGACUCACACAGGGGAGAAACCCUAUGAGUGUAAUGGAUGUGGGAAAACCUUUAGUCAGAGGUCAGUACUCACUAAACAUCAGAGAAUUCACACAAGGGUGAAAGCUCUUUCAGCAUCCUGAACAUUCAGAAGGCUUCAUCCACUCUUUCAAAUUUAUUAUACAGGUUUUUAAAAUGAGAUGAAUGGAACCCAAAGAAUAUCACAAAUUCCUUUAGAGAUUUUGUUGUAGUUCAGAUAAUUAUUACUAGAAUAAAACCUUAUUCAUGCUUUGAAUAUGUAAAAGCUUUCCAAAAAAAGUAAAACUUUUCAUCAGAAAAUUUAUAUUGAAGGGAAAUUCAUUGACAUAAUAUGGUGAAAAAAAAACUUUGUCUAGAAUUUAUGUUGUGUAGUGCCAUAUUCUGGAUGUGAUACAAAAAUUUUAUUGUUAAUAUAAUGGGUGAUAUUUGCAGUCAUAUUCACAUUGGAAUCUGAAGUUUAAAGAAGUUAAAUGACAAGAGCAUUAAA
Messenger RNA from Odocoileus virginianus texanus, 3560 nucleotides. The record is from RefSeq and is a predicted model, not a curated record. Lineage: Eukaryota; Metazoa; Chordata; Mammalia; Artiodactyla; Cervidae.